This is a messenger RNA of Megalops cyprinoides (Indo-Pacific tarpon), 2562 nucleotides long. RefSeq names its product rod cGMP-specific 3',5'-cyclic phosphodiesterase subunit beta-like. Bases 1 to 2562 code for a protein of 853 amino acids. Gene Ontology annotation, biological process: signal transduction; retina development in camera-type eye. NCBI's taxonomy places the organism in Eukaryota, Metazoa, Chordata, Actinopteri, Elopiformes, Megalopidae. The record is from RefSeq and is a predicted model, not a curated record. Gene Ontology annotation, cellular component: photoreceptor outer segment membrane. The transcript has 22 exons. Gene Ontology annotation, molecular function: protein binding; 3',5'-cyclic-nucleotide phosphodiesterase activity.
AUGAGUGUGACCAAGGAAGAGGUGGAGAGGUUCCUGGACAGGAAUCCAGAUUUCGCUGAAGUGUACUUUGACAAGAAGCUCAAACCCGGGACCAUCGCAGCCCUGAUGGGCCGACCGGAGUCGACCGUAGACUUUGAAACUUUCAAGGAAAUGAGCCAGGUGGAGGAAGGCGAGGUCCUGUGGGACCUCGUGCGAGACAUGCAGGAGAACGUCAACAUGGAGAAAGUGGUCUUCAAGAUCCUGAAGAGGAUCUGCAUCCUCAUCCAAGCUGACCGCUGCAGUCUCUUCAUGUACCGGCAGCGAAAUGGCAUCCCUGAACUCGCCACCAGGCUGUUCAAUGUCAGCAGCACCGCAGAGCUGAAUGACUGUCUGGUCCAGCCCGACUCAGAAAUCGUUUACCCCCUGGAUAUGGGGAUUGUGGGCCAUGUUGCUCAAACCAAGAAAAGCAUCAACGUCCAAGAUGUGUCUGAGAAUACCCACUUCAGCCCAUUUGUUGACAAGUUGACAGGCUACGCAACCAAGUGCAUCUUGGCAAUGCCCAUAAUGAACGGGAAAGAUGUGGUCGCCGUGAUCAUGGCAGUCAAUAAGACCUAUGGGCCUCACUUCACAUCUGAAGAGGAGGACAUUUUUAUAAAGUAUCUAAGCUUUGCUACAUUAAACCUGAAGAUUUACCACCUGAGUUACCUGCACAACUGUGAGACCCGUCGAGGACAGAUCCUGUUGUGGGCAGCCAACAAGGUGUUUGAGGAGCUUACAGACAUCGAACGCCAGUUUCACAAGGCCUUGUACACCGUACGCGCAUACCUGAACUGUGACAGGUACUCCGUGGGUCUUCUGGACAUGACCAAGGAGAAGGAAUUUUAUGACGUCUGGCCUGUGCUUCUGGGGGAGCAGCCUCCUUACACAGGCCCUGUCACUCCAGAUGGAAGGGAGAUUAUCUUCUACAAAGUUAUUGACUAUAUUUUACAUGGAAAAGAAGACAUCAAAGUAAUCCCAAACCCAACUCCAGAUCACUGGGCCUUAUCCAGUGGACUGCCCACAUAUGUUGCUGAAACUGGCUUUAUCUGCAAUCUCAUUAAUGCACCGGCAGAGGAGAUGUUUAAGUUUCAGGCAGAGCCCCUGGAUGACAGCGGCUGGACCAUCAAGAAUGUGCUCUCCAUGCCCAUUGUAAACAAAAAGGAGGAGAUUGUAGGCGUGGCAACAUUCUACAACAGGAAGGAUGGCAAGCCAUUUGAUGACCUGGAUGAACAACUCAUGGAAUCUCUGACCCAAUUCCUCGGCUGGUCGGCACUGAACACGGACACUUAUGAUAAAAUGAACAAGCUGGAGAACAGGAAAGACAUCGCCCAGGACAUGGUUUUGUACCACAUAAAAUGUCGCAAUGAUGAGAUCCAGGACAUCCUGAAAACACAGGAAUAUUUUGGGAAAGAGCCUGGAGAAUGUGAGGAGGAGGAACUUUCACAAAUCCUGAAAAAAGAACUACCUGGGCCCACGAAGUUUGAGAUCUAUGAGUUCCAUUUCUCAGACUUUGACUGCACUGAGCUGGACCUGGUGCGGUGUGGCAUUCAGAUGUAUUAUGAGGUCGGAGUGGUCAAGAAGUUCCAGAUCCCACAGCAGGUUUUGGUCCGAUUCAUGUACUCAGUCAGUAAAGGGUACAGGAAGAUCACCUACCACAACUGGCGCCAUGGUUUCAAUGUUGGACAAACCAUGUUCACAUUAUUAACGACUGGCAGGUUGAAGCGAUAUUACACUGAUCUGGAAGUCAUGGCAAUGAUCACUGCUGGCUUUCUGCAUGACAUUGACCACAGAGGCACCAAUAACCUCUACCAGGUGAAAUCUCAGAACCCCCUUGCGAAGCUUCAUGGGUCCUCCAUCCUUGAAAGGCACCACUUAGAAUUUGGCAAGUUUUUGCUGUCUGAUGAGUCAUUAAAUAUUUACCAAAACCUCAACAGAAGGCAAACAGAUCAUGUGUUUCACCUUAUGGAUAUCGCCAUAAUCUCAACCGACCUGGCCCUGUACUUCAAAAAGAGGACGAUGUUCCAGAAAAUAGUGGACCUGUCUGAGACCUAUGAGGACAAGCAGAAGUGGGUGGAAUUCAUGUCACUGGAGACAACAAGGAAGGAGAUUGUGAUGGCAAUGAUGAUGACCGCUUGUGACCUGUCAGCCAUCACCAAACCCUGGGAGGUACAGAGCAAGGUGGCGCUGUCUGUGGCUGCAGAGUUCUGGGAACAAGGUGACCUGGAGAGAACGGUGCUGCAGCAGCAACCCAUUCCCAUGAUGGACAGGAACAAAGCAGCAGAACUUCCCAAGCUCCAGUGCGGUUUCAUUGACUUUGUCUGCACUUUUGUCUACAAGGAGUUCUCUCGGUUCCACCCUGAAAUCCAGCCUAUGCUGGAAGGUAUUCUGAACAACAAGAAGGAGUGGAAAGCCAGGCAGGAUGAGUACGAGGCCAAGCUGAAGGCCAUCGAGGAUGAGAAGGCUGCAAAGGCUUCCAUGGCUUCUAGACAAGGUGCCAAUGGGCCCAGUGGAGGCUCAACAUCCAAGACGUGUGCGAUUAUCUAG